Messenger RNA from Eptesicus fuscus (big brown bat), 2297 nucleotides. RefSeq names its product cAMP responsive element binding protein 3 like 1 (gene CREB3L1). Lineage: Eukaryota; Metazoa; Chordata; Mammalia; Chiroptera; Vespertilionidae. The record is from RefSeq and is a predicted model, not a curated record. The transcript has 12 exons. Gene Ontology annotation, molecular function: DNA-binding transcription factor activity, RNA polymerase II-specific; cAMP response element binding. The coding region runs from base 55 to 1617 and encodes 520 amino acids. Gene Ontology annotation, biological process: regulation of transcription by RNA polymerase II.
CGCCGCCCUGGAGUGAGGGAAGCCCAGCCCCAGGGGUCUCCGGAGCCCGCCGCGAUGGACGCCGUCUUGGAGCCCUUCCCGGCGGACAGGCUGUUCCCCGGAUCCAGCUUCCUGGACUUGGGGGACCUGAACGAGUCGGAUUUCCUCAACAAUGCGCACUUCCCUGAGCACCUGGACCACUUUGCGGAGAACAUGGAGGACUUCUCCAACGACCUGUUCAGCAGCUUCUUCGAUGACCCGGUGCUGGAUGAGAAGAGCCCUCUACUGGACAUGGAACUGGACUCCCCCACGCCAGGCAUCCAGGCCGAGCACAGCUACUCCCUGAGCGGUGACUCUGCACCCCAGAGCCCCCUUGUACCCAUCAAGAUGGAGGACACCACCCAAGAUGUGGAACAUGGAGCCUGGGUGCUGGGACACAAAUUAUGCUCCGUCAUGGUGAAGCAGGAGCAGAGCCUGGAGCUGCCCAUGGACCCUCUGGCCGCCUCCUCAGCCAUGGCUGCCGCUGCUGCCAUGGCCACCCCCCCGCUGCUGGGCCUCAGCCCCCUGUCCAGGCUGCCUGUCCCCCACCAGGCCCCGGGAGAGAUGACUCAGCUGCCCAUGAUCAAAGCAGAGCCCCAGGAGGUGAACCAGUUCCUCAAAGUGACACCAGAGGACCUGGUGCAGAUGCCUCCGACGCCCCCCAGCAGCCAUGGAAGCGACAGUGACGGCUCCCAGAGUCCCCACUCUCUGCCCCCCUCCAGCCCUGUCCGGCCCAUGGCCCGCUCCUCCACGGCCAUCUCCACCUCUCCCCUCCUCACGGCCCCUCACAAAUUACAGGGGACUUCAGGGCCACUGCUCCUGACAGAGGAAGAGAAGCGCACCCUGAUUGCUGAGGGCUACCCCAUCCCCACAAAACUCCCCCUCACCAAAGCCGAGGAGAAGGCCUUGAAGAGGGUCCGGAGGAAAAUCAAGAACAAGAUCUCGGCCCAGGAGAGCCGCCGUAAGAAGAAGGAAUACGUGGAGUGUCUAGAAAAGAAGGUGGAGACAUUUACAUCAGAGAACAACGAGCUGUGGAAGAAGGUGGAGACCCUGGAGAAUGCCAACAGGACCCUGCUUCAGCAGCUGCAGAAACUCCAGACGCUGGUCACCAACAAGAUCUCCAGGCCGUACAAGAUGGCAGCCACCCAGACUGGGACCUGCCUCAUGGUGGCAGCCCUGUGCUUUGUUCUGGUGCUGGGCUCCCUCGUGCCCUGCCUCCCCGAGUUCUCCUCCGGCUCCCAGACUGUGAAGGAAGACCCCACGGCCACUGACAGCGUCUACACAGCCAGUCAGAUGCCCUCCCGAAGCCUUCUGUUCUACGAUGAGGGGGCAGGCUCUUGGGAGGAUGGCCGCAGCGCCCUGCUGCCUGUGGAGCCCCCAGAUGGCUGGGAAAUCAAGCCCGGGGGGCCAGCGGAGCAGCGACCCCAGGACCACCUACAGCAUGACCACCUGGACGGCACGCACGAGACCACCAAGUACCUGAGCGAAGCCUGGCCGAAGGACAUCCGUGGAAAUGGCACCAGCCCCGACUUCUCCCACCCCAAGGAGUGGUUCCACGAGAGGGAUCUGGGCCCAAACACCACCAUCAAGCUCUCCUAGGCCGUACCAGGACCCAGGACCCAGGACGCGUACCCCCUGCCAUCCCUGAAGAGGGACUGUCUUGCUCGCUAACCCGGAUCCGGCUUGUACCCCUGCCCCCUGGGGUGCCAUCCCAGGAGAAAGGGUUCCACUUCUCCCCAGCCCUUCUUUGCCCCAGAUCUCGACUGGAGCCCCCACAUUUGGACUGUUCCCUCGGGCCAACCACUCCGAUUUCACCCUCCCUCCACAGCCGUCUGUCCUCAGAUAAACCACUCACUGGGCUACCCCCCUCCUUCCUCGUGAUGACCAACACGACCACUGCCCUCCCUGCCCCCCGGCCCCCAUACACACACAGACACACACGUCAACAUGCCGACACACACAUACGCUCCCCUCGCCCCCACUGUACAGAGACCAAGAACAGAAAUUGUUUGUAAAUAAUGAACCUUAUUUUUUAUUAUUGCCAGUCCCCUAAGAUAUUGUAUUUUACAAGUCUCCCUCCUACCUUCACCCCUCCCUUGUUUUAUAUUUUAUGAAAUUAGUGCGGGCUUUGCUGUUCCCUGGCCAGGGAACGAGGGUUCCCCUCCCCGCCCUCACCUGGCCUCUCCAUGCCGCUGCCCAAGCCGCUGGGCCUUUUUAAUUGCCAAAUUGCUUCAUCCACCCGCUCAGCAUAUGCUUUAAGAAGGCAAAAGUAAAAAAAA